Leguminivora glycinivorella is the source of this 2738-nucleotide messenger RNA. RefSeq names its product CHH-like protein (gene ITP). The record is from RefSeq and is a predicted model, not a curated record. Bases 643 to 984 code for a protein of 113 amino acids. The transcript has 4 exons. Gene Ontology annotation, biological process: circadian rhythm. Gene Ontology annotation, molecular function: neuropeptide hormone activity. Lineage: Eukaryota; Metazoa; Arthropoda; Insecta; Lepidoptera; Tortricidae. Gene Ontology annotation, cellular component: extracellular region.
CGCAUAUAAAUAGCCGAGUGUAUCCAUUGGACGCGCUAGAAUUUAAAUGACAUAGAUUUUGCAAAGGACAUACGUUUGCCCCCAAAUUCAGUGCGACUCACACGUUUGUCGCUCCCGGUCGGCAAUUUGAGACAGAACCACUGGCGUUACGAUAAGCCCACGACAAUACAAUAAUGGACGCUCUUUUUGCCUAAUGGGUCGCAUCCUGCACGGCCCAGGCGCAGUCCAGUCAGGAGUUCGCUUCUCUCGCUCCUCUACGUUCGUUCGUACGUUCAGUUUUAGAGGUUUGUCGUGUUUCCAGAAGUCGAGAUCACGUUUCGCGUUAUUAACGACAUCCUCGCGUGGGUAGUUCGGUCCACCUUGACGUUAUAAGACCGACGGUUGUCGGCAACGAACGAUGUGUGCGUGCGAAAAACGAAAACGAUAAAUUUUCCUAACCGUUUCAUGCCGAACUCCAGUAUACGGAUGCAGUGUUGAGGAUGCGCCAGUGUCUUCUAUAGGAGGUUGAGUGCUGUGCAGAGUGACGGACAUGCCUGAGUUCCGACGGCUGGCAUCAAGUGUGAAGAAAAAGAAGUCACUUUCGCCGACUCAGUUACUGAGUCAGUCGCACAGUUCCAUUUACUUGAUGCGAUAACGUUUUAGAUGCAUCUAAGCUCAGUACAAUUGGCGUGCGCGCUCCUGACGCUGGCGCUCGCCGCGGCGGGCGCGCCCCCCGCGGCGGCGCCGCACCACGUGGCCCGCCGUUCCUUCUUCAACCUCCAGUGCAAGGGCGUCUAUGACGCCGCCAUCUUCGCCCGCCUUGACAGGAUCUGUGACGACUGCUAUAAUCUGUUUAGGGAGGCGCAGCUUUAUACUUUAUGCAGGCAAGACUGUUUCACGACAGAGUACUUCAAGGGGUGCGUCGAGGUACUACAGGAGCAGGACCAGUUAGAGCUCUUCAAGACAUAUAUAAAACAGUUACACGGGGCGGAUCCAGGGAUUUAGGGCCAAAUGUUUCACCACGCCCUACUUCAAGGGCUGCAUGGAGUCUCUGUACCUCUACGACGAGGAGGAACAAAUAGAUCAAAUGGUGGACUUCGUCGGACGCUAACGCACUCAACGCCAUCUAGCGCGCGGAGCGGUCACCCAGCCCCAGCGCUCACGCACGCUCCGCGCCCAACGCCACCUAGCGCGCAGAGCGGGCAACCAGCGCUCACACCUUGCGUACACCGCGGCGGCGGCGGUCACGGUCGUCAUCGCAGAAGCAGAAAGUCACGUUCCUCCUGCUUUCUAUCCUCAACGUAUUCUAGUCUAUUAUGCGGCAUAAAUUUAUUUAUGUUUGCAACUAAUGUAAUGUUAUCAUAAUUCGUAUUUAAGGACAUUUAUUAUUAUGUAUUUUAUUAAACAAAAUGUAUAUUUUAUUAAGUGUUGUGUGUAAGCUUAGCCAAGAAGUAGUACAUAAAUCAGUCCACCUCCUAGGUACUGUCUGACAGCCCCCGAAGAUGCUGGCCAUCUGACUCGAACGAAUUCGCGAAGCAUUCCAAAACCAGUAUUUUUAAAAACCUACGCUUUUUAACUUUUUUACUGUUUAAAGGACUACAUAGACCUAAUAUACAUGUACGCUGUAGUGAUAAGGAUCACACAUGUGGCUUAAAGUUUUAUAAUAGCAAUAUUUUCAACUAGGUAUUACAUUUUAACGCCCCUACAUUUUCUCAUUACUAACUGUAAUUUAAACUUAGAUUUUAUAAGUAUUUUGAACAAAAUAAAUUAUUUAAAAUGUCCUAAUAUCACAGACCAUAACCUAUUUAAAUACAGUUUUUAUGUAAACUAAACCGACUUCAUCAUCACAAAAUAUUUUUUGCCUGUUUAAUGCUUUUGUACUGAAAACAAUAAUUCGCUGUAAUUAAAUUCUUCGCUUUACCGUUUAGUGUUAAAGAGCGCGAGGUUGAAUUUAUUUAGUUAUUUAAUUUAGUUUUAAGUAUUUAUAAAGAUUUAUUUUUAUAUACUUCCGAACUAUUUAUUGUUAUGAUUUAUUUAUUUGCACAGUGGAUUAUGCAGCUAUAAGCGCCAGUUGAAACUUUAGUAUUUUAAUCGGUAUUAUUUAAAAAAUAAAAUGUUGAUUUAAAAUCUAUAUUUCGUGUCAGAAGGUGCUAAUUAUGCAGAAAUAUGAAAGAAAUGAACUGAUAUUUAAUUGUUAAUCCCGAUUUUUUUGUCAUUUUUAUAAUCUCAAAAGUAGUGGUCCUUUUUCGCCUCCAAAAAAAUUAAAUCUAAAUAACUAUGCUCUGAAUUAUAUGUUACUUACAGAUUACUGUACUGCAAUAUUAAUUAUCAUAAAAAACCUUUAGUUUUCGGAAAACAAUACUUUUGAGGUUAUAAAAAUUCUAACAUUUCAAAAAAGUCGGUACUUUACAUAUUGAUAUGUAUACUGAUCUAUACACAGCGGUUUAUACUUAUUUAACACAACUGACUUUCGCUUUUCUCUCCGAAUCUCACUUUAAUUCUAUUAGCUAAAUAAAUAAAAUAAUGUAUUUGUUGAUAAAUCAAAAAAUACACUAUUUAGUUAGAAUUGCGCAUUGCGUAUGUAGGACCGAGGUGCCAAUAACCGUAGGAACUAUUGGUUAUACUUUAGAGGUAUAUAGAGGACCUGUGGUAUUAUUGUAAAGAAUAUAAAAGUAAAGUAUACUCUAUUUGUAUAAAUUUUAUAAAAACAGCCAAGAAACGCUACGGGUUCCGUGAAAUAUAUUUCAAUUCGAAAAUCA